Molecule: messenger RNA, 2580 nt
Organism: Amaranthus tricolor (Joseph's coat)
Lineage: Eukaryota; Viridiplantae; Streptophyta; Magnoliopsida; Caryophyllales; Amaranthaceae
Exons: 2
Coding region: 1-2580 (859 amino acids)
Biological process (GO): DNA integration
Molecular function (GO): nucleic acid binding
Source: RefSeq, a predicted model, not a curated record
AUGGCAGACGAACCAAGAACAGUCAUAACACCAGAUCAGCCGGUCACAAUGGGGCAAUUGUUGCAACUGAUUAAUCAGUUAAACUCCAAUCAACAGCCCACUAACACCGUGACCAACACCCAUACCCUCUCCAUCUCAGAAAAAUUAACAAAUCAAAAUUACACGAAAUGGUCCAGGCUGAUGCACUUAGCCAUUAGUGGACGAGAUCGUCUCAAUCACAUCAUUGACGAUCCCCCUCCCACAAAUGACCCAGCGUACAGCCAAUGGAUCAAGAGUGACUCGAUUGUUAUUUCAUGGAUUUUAGAGAAUAUAGAUCCUGAUCUAGUGAAUCAAUAUCUUGAUUUCCCAACAGCCAAAGCUCUGUGGCAAGGGAUUGAAACUCUCUACAGUAGUGGGAGAGAUGGCCUGCAAAUUUUCGAUUUAACAGUCAAGGCAAAUAAAAUCCAGCAAGGCACGGAUACUAUCGAGGCAUAUUACAGCAAGCUUCUAAUGGUGUGGAAGGAAAUCGAUAGAAGACAACCAAAUCCAAUGAAAGAUCCAGAUGAUAUCACUAUUUAUAAUCAAUUAAUUCAAAAAAAUAGAUUAUAUCAAUUUUUGGCCGGAAUCCAUCAGACCUUUGAUAAGGAUAUGCGAGAUCUAUUAUUAUUGGAUCCUCUUCCCACAGUAGAAGAAGCAUAUUCGAGUAUCAGAAGAGAAGUGCUAAGGAGGGGAAUCAUGAAACCAGAGCCCUCAUCAGAUCUAGAAUCAUCGGGCUCCGGUGGGGUUUUUGCAGUAAAAGGGAGGACUUACCGGCGGGAGGACGACAAAUCUCACCUUAAAUGCACCUAUUGUGGAGGUACAAGGCACACACGAAAUGAGUGCUUCAAACUCGUGGGCUACCCGGAAUGGUGGCCGGAUCCAAAGAAGAGAGGGGAAAAAAAACAAACCCAGAUCUCCGAUCAACACCGCACCGGGAAAGUAGCCCUUGGAUGGAGCAUAGAGAAGCGUGAAUCCAUGAACAAAGAUGAAUCCAUGAAGGAAGGUGAAGGGAGACAACCAACAGAACCAACAGAGGAAGGUACGGAAGGUACCAGAAGCAUCAACAAUGGCGAAAACGGUGGAUUAGUUUUUUGCAGAGAAAGUGAGAGUGAAGGGCAAAACGGCGGAAUAGGGUUUAUGAGUGAAGGGCUGCUCCAAGGGUCCUUAAAUAAGGGCUGGAGGUCACGUGCUCCCUCACGUGCCUCUGACCUUAUAUUCCCACCUUUACCUUUAAACGUUUCGUCCUGUCUUAAUACUUCAUCUCGUUUUAAAGAGGGCUGGAUCUUUGACUGCGGUGCUACCGAUACAAUGUCUUUUGACCCGACCGAUUUUUUGACCCAUGACCUACCUAGGAAAGAUGUCAUUAAAACCGCGAAUGGGGAAGGGAUUAAAGUGAGCGGAGCCGGAACUAUUUCUUUCACAAAAAACCUCACUUUAAAAAAUUGUUUAUUCGUACCAGGCCUGUCACAUAAAUUGUUAUCAGUGAGUCAACUUACAAGAGAUCUUGAUUGUACGGUUCUCAUGAAACCCGAGGAGACUCCAAAAGGCAAAGUGACACUUGUUCGCGGGCUAGAGGAAAGACAAUUAUGGCAUCGACGGCUUGGACAUCCUUCGGUGGGGUAUUUAGAAAAACUUUUCCCUGAAUUUGUCGGGUUAAAACCUGAGUUUAAGUGUGAAACAUGUAUUCUUGCAAAAAGUCACAAACAUUCGUAUUCUAAUAGUUUGAAUAAAGUUGAUGUGCCCUUUAUGCUUGUUCAUUCUGAUGUGUGGGGCCCUGCCCCAGUCAUAGGACUACAUGGUUUUUCAUACUUUGUUACAUUUAUUGAUGAUUGUACCCGCAUGAGUUGGAUUUAUUUCCUUAAACAAAAAUCUGAGGUCUUCCAUGUGUUUGUUGAAUUCUAUAAUAUGGUUUGUACCCAAUUCCAAACCCAGCCCCGCAUGCUUCGCACCGAUAAUGGUAAAGAAUAUAUCAAUUCGAACAUGGACUUAUUCUUUAAACAAAAAGGCUUAAUACAUCAAACAUCUUGUCCUAACACACCCCAACAAAACGGUGUAGCAGAACGGAAAAACCGCACAUUACUUGAGAUGACCCGUGCUAUUAUGCUUGACUCUCGUGUUCCCACUUACCUUUGGCCGGAAGCCAUUGCUACUGCCAAUUAUCUUAGCAAUAGACUUCCCACAAAGAGUCUUCAAUAUCACACACCCCUAGCCACCCUCCAAACCCAUUGUCCUAUUCCCUCUACGCAUAUUCUGCCUCCUCGUACAUUUGGGUGCACGGUUUUUGUUCAUUGUUCAGCAAGGGUACGAAACAAAUUUGAACCACGAGCAGUGAAAUGUGUUCUUAUUGGAUAUGGUCGAAAUCAAAAGGGUUAUCGGUGCUAUGAUCCCUCAACUCGAAAGGUCUAUACCACAAUGGAUUGCGAGUUCAUAGAGAGUGAAUACUACUACCAUCUUCGCCGUCAGGGGGAGAAAUAUCAUGAGGAUGAUAAUCUCAGCUGGUUAGUCGGUCCGUGGUUGCCCGACCUCCACCCAAAAGAUCAAGUUGACAAUGUUACUGAGUGA